AUGCGGCAAUGCACCUUACUCCGUAGGCUUCUCCUACCCUUCGAGCGCACUCGGAUUCCGGUACAAUGGCCUACUAGUAGUAGGAGGGCUUUUGCGACCACCGGCCGCCUGGGAUCCCUGAAGGCGACGAAGGAGCUCGAGAAGAGGAUUGAUGCGAUCCCAUUGGAGAGGUUUCGAAAUUUUUGUAUCGUAGCGCAUGUUGAUCAUGGGAAGAGUACUCUUAGUGAUCGAUUACUUGAGUUUACCGGGACGAUUGCGCCUGGCGGAAAUAAGCAGAUUCUGGACAAGUUAGAUGUCGAACGAGAGCGCGGGAUUACGGUGAAGGCGCAGACAUGUAGUAUGAUAUACAACUAUAAGGGUGAUGACUACCUUCUACAUCUUGUAGAUACCCCCGGACAUGUCGAUUUUAGAGAAGAAGUAACACGCUCCUAUGCUUCAUGCGGUGGAGCACUACUCCUUGUUGAUGCCUCUCAAGGUGUUCAAGCACAAACCGUCGCAAACUUCUACCUCGCGUUCUCCCAAGGCCUCGAGCUAAUACCCGUCAUCAACAAAAUCGACCUCCCGUCCGCAGACCCUGAGAGAGCGCUGGAGCAAAUGAGGACUAGUUUUGAGCUUGAUCCAACGACGGCUGUGUUGGUAUCGGCAAAGUCGGGCAAGAAUGUAGAAUCCAUAUUGCCGGCAGUGGUGGAGAAAGUGCCUCCACCCGUAGGCUCUCAUGAAGCUCCCCUCCGUAUGCUCCUUGUCGACUCCUGGUAUGAUACCUAUAAGGGUGUCAUUCUACUCAUCCGUGUCUUUGACGGAACCCUACGCCCGGGAGACAGAAUCAUCUCGUUUGCAACUCGCAAAACCUACAUUGUCGGUGAAGUAGGGAUAAUGCACCCCCUAGAAACCGCCACCUCAAGCCUGCGUGCUGGCCAAGUGGGUUAUGUCUACUUCAACCCUGGCAUGAAGAUCUCCAAGGAAGCCAAGAUCGGAGAUACCUUCACACACGUAGGAAUGGAGAACACUGUGAAGCCCUAUCCCGGCUUCGAGGAACCAAAACCUAUGGUGUUCGUUGGAGCAUUCCCGGCAAAUCAAGAUGAGUUCAACCAUCUAGAUGACAGUAUCCAGCAGCUCGUCAUCAACGAUAGGAGUGUCACAUUAAACCGUGAACACUCUGAGGCCUUGGGGCAAGGGUGGAGAUUGGGUUUCUUGGGAACUCUGCAUUGUAGUGUGUUUGAGGAUAGACUGAGACAAGAGCAUGGUGCAAGUAUUAUUAUCACGGCGCCUACGGUGCCGUUUAAGAUUAUAUAUAAGGAUGGAAAGGAGGCGAUUAUUAGAAAUCCGCACGAGUUCCCGAGUGCGGAUAGUGAUUUUAAUAAGAUGGAGGGGCUUUACGAGCCACUCGUUCUGACAACUAUUACGGUGCCGGAGGAGUAUCUGGGAAGUGUUAUUGAGCUUUGUGAGGCAAACCGUGGAACACAAGUCGAACUCACUUUCUGGACUGCCACCCAAGUAAUUCUCAAAUACCGCCUUCCCCUCGCCCAGCUAGUAGACAAUUUCUUCGGUAAGCUCAAGGGUCUUACAAAGGGAUACGCAUCCCUCGACUACGAAGAAGCAGGCUACCAAAAGAGCGACAUCGUCAAGCUCCAGCUCCUCGUAAACAAAGUCCCCGUCGAUGCCAUCUCCCAAGUUCUGCACCGCUCGCAGAUCGCGAGAACUGGUAGAAAAUGGGUCACGAAGUUCAAAGAAUAUGUCGAUAGACAGCUAUUCGAGGUCGUGAUUCAAGCAGCGGUGGGACGCCAGAUUGUAGCAAGAGAGACAGUGAAGGCUGUGCGCAAGGAUGUUACAGCAAAACUGUAUGGUGGUGACAGGACAAGAAGGAUGAAGUUGUUGGAGAACCAGAAAGAGGGUAGGAAGCGGUUGCAAGCCGUGGGACAGGUCUCGAUCGAUCAGAAGGCGUUCCAAGGGUUCUUGCAGAAGAAUUAA
Messenger RNA from Morchella importuna, 1968 nucleotides. RefSeq lists its product as uncharacterized. The transcript is spliced from 7 exons. Gene Ontology annotation, molecular function: mitochondrial ribosome binding; GTP binding; GTPase activity. Gene Ontology annotation, biological process: positive regulation of translation. Lineage: Eukaryota; Fungi; Ascomycota; Pezizomycetes; Pezizales; Morchellaceae. Gene Ontology annotation, cellular component: mitochondrion. The coding region runs from base 1 to 1968 and encodes 655 amino acids. The record is from RefSeq and is a predicted model, not a curated record.